GGCGAGGACAAGGACAAGCAGCGCGUCUUCAACGAGGUGCUGGAGGGCAAGCCCAGCUCCGAGGAGCGGCCCGUGACCGGGGGCCCCGCCGCCGCCGCCGCCGAGUGCAGCCCGUCGCAGCUGCAGAGCAUGGGCGAUCGCAUGCUGGACUGGUUCUCGGUGGUCAUGGCCGACGCCGCCACCCGCCGCCGCCCCCGACAGCGGUCCUCCUCUAAAGCCAACUUCCCCGGCGCCUGCCAGACCGAGGUGCGCUGGAUGUUCGGCCACCUGGACCGUGACGCUGACCAGCGGCUCUCCCUUCACGAGCUGUACGGUCUCGAGCACGACCAAAGCGAGAAGUGCAUGAAGCCGUUCCUGGACUCCUGCGACACAGACCUGGACGUGUUUGUGAGCCCCGACGAGUGGUGCCGCUGCUUUGAGAAGACGGAGCGGCCGUGCGAGGCCGUCAAGCGAGGCAUGUCCCCCAAGGCUCUCCGAGGUAUGUUCCCAUCUGCAUACCGGGGGUCGAGAAGACGUCUGUGCCAUGUUUGCACACGGCUAGCAAUUUUGAUUUUCCAGAAAAGCAUUUUUCGGGAACUUUUCAAGAUUUUCUUUUAAAUCUCAUAAAUUUUUUUC
Frankliniella occidentalis (western flower thrips) is the source of this 615-nucleotide messenger RNA. RefSeq names its product proteoglycan Cow-like. The record is from RefSeq and is a predicted model, not a curated record. The transcript is spliced from 3 exons. NCBI's taxonomy places the organism in Eukaryota, Metazoa, Arthropoda, Insecta, Thysanoptera, Thripidae. Gene Ontology annotation, molecular function: calcium ion binding. The annotation marks the transcript as partial.